Messenger RNA from Bombina bombina (fire-bellied toad), 5194 nucleotides. It is a transcript of the gene ESRRG, whose product is annotated as estrogen related receptor gamma. Gene Ontology annotation, cellular component: nucleus. The record is from RefSeq and is a predicted model, not a curated record. Gene Ontology annotation, molecular function: sequence-specific DNA binding; nuclear steroid receptor activity; steroid binding. The coding region runs from base 308 to 1672 and encodes 454 amino acids. Lineage: Eukaryota; Metazoa; Chordata; Amphibia; Anura; Bombinatoridae. Gene Ontology annotation, biological process: regulation of DNA-templated transcription. The transcript has 8 exons.
UCGGGGCUUUAAGUCCUUGAUUAGAAGUGUGUGAGAGCUUUUGGUCCCAACUGGCUGUGCCUAUAGUCUUGUCACCAGGAGAACAUUUGUGUUAAUUGCACCGUUGCUCUGUCAAGGAAACUUUGAUUUAUAGCUGGGCGCACAAAUAAUGGUUGCCGAGCGCACAUGGAUUCGGUAGAACUUUGCCUUCCUGAAUCUUUUUCCCUGCACUACGAAGAAGAUUUUCAGAAUUUAAAGAUCAAUUAUUGAAGGAGAAUAUAGGAUAAUAAAUAAGACCAUUUCGUUGGAUUCCUAAUUUUAAAACAAGAUGAGUUCCAGAGAUUUGCCCAAUUUAUCUCAACAGUGGAUAAAGCUUCUCUGCAGAAUGUCAAGCAAGGACCGACAUAUUGAUUCCAGCUGCUCGUCAUAUAUCAAGACGGAACCCUCAAGCCCCGCUUCCUUGACGGACAGUAUCAACCACCACAGCCCUGGUGGCUCUUCUGACGCUAGUGGGAGCUACAGUUCCACCAUGAACGGUCACCAGAAUGGACUGGACUCUCCACCACUGUACCCUUCAGCUACGGGUCUUGGUGGCAAUGGGCCUGUCAGGAAAAGAUAUGAUGACUGUUCCAGCACAAUCGCUGAAGAUUCACAAACAAAGUGUGAAUACAUGCUAAAUGCAAUGCCCAAAAGACUGUGCUUGGUGUGUGGCGACAUAGCAUCAGGGUACCAUUACGGUGUAGCGUCAUGUGAGGCCUGUAAGGCUUUUUUCAAAAGGACAAUUCAAGGCAAUAUAGAAUACAGCUGUCCUGCAACGAAUGAAUGUGAAAUUACAAAACGCAGACGCAAGUCCUGCCAGGCCUGUCGCUUCAUGAAGUGUUUAAAAGUCGGCAUGCUGAAAGAAGGAGUGCGUCUUGAUAGAGUGCGUGGAGGCAGACAGAAGUACAAGCGCAGGAUAGACGCGGAGAACAGUCCAUAUCUGAACCCACAGCUUGUACAACCAGCCAAAAAGCCAUAUAACAAGAUUGUGUCACAUUUGUUAGUGGCUGAACCAGAGAAGAUCUAUGCUAUGCCAGACCCAACUGUUCCUGAUAGCGACAUCAAAGCUCUCACUACACUCUGUGACCUGGCUGACAGAGAAUUGGUAGUUAUCAUUGGAUGGGCCAAACAUAUUCCAGGAUUUUCCACUUUGUCCUUGGCUGACCAGAUGAGCCUCCUACAGAGUGCAUGGAUGGAGAUCCUAAUCCUUGGUAUAGUGUAUCGAUCACUGUCUUUCGAAGAUGAGCUAGUCUAUGCAGAAGACUAUAUCAUGGAUGAAGACCAAUCAAAGUUGGCAGGGUUGCUUGAGUUAAACAAUGCCAUUUUGCAACUGGUGAAAAAGUAUAAGAGUAUGAAGCUUGAAAAGGAAGAGUUUGUAACCUUGAAAGCUAUAGCGCUUGCUAAUUCAGACUCAAUGCACAUAGAAGAUGUAGAGGCCGUACAAAAACUUCAAGACGUCUUACAUGAGGCUCUUCAGGAUUAUGAGGCGGGCCAGCAUAUUGAAGACCCUCGCCGGGCUGGCAAACUACUGAUGACACUGCCACUUCUAAGGCAAACAUCUACCAAGGCAGUGCAGCAUUUCUACAACAUAAAACUGGAAGGAAAAGUCCCUAUGCACAAACUUUUUUUGGAAAUGCUUGAGGCAAAGGUCUGACUAAAAGCAUCUUGGGUAUUCCCAGUGCACACACUGACAGAAUAAGAGAAAACAAACAUAAUUAUCACAGCAAAUAAACUUAAAACUAAAUUAAAAGCAAUUGACUGCAAAUAUAUUUAGCAGCAGGACCGAAGCAGCGUUCAACUUGUGUCUCUAACGGAUGCAAUGUUUCCCCUCAUUAUUUUGCUGCUGAACUUAAUAAAAAUAAAAGUCUUUAAAUUAAAAGAGACGGAAGCCAGCCCUGCCAAAGGACAAAUAAUUAUAUUAUGGACACUACUGAAUAUAAUAUGGACCAUAAUGUCCCUAAUGACAAAGGAAUCACGGAUUUGACAUAUCUUGUGUAAAGUACAAAAAUGACUGAAUUGCAGUAUUAGGAUUUCAUGGAAGCAGUCUCUUACUAGACACUUAAGCAAUCUUUUGCCUGCUUCAGCUCAUUUCAUUUUCCAUACAGAUCACAGCAUUCGAUUCCUUAUUUUUUCAAGUCUUCCAGAUAUUUCUUGGUUAGGUACUAUAUAACUUUUUCAGGGAAUAGUUUAAGCUUUAUUCAUUCAUGCAAUACUGAUGACAAAAUACUGCAUUUUAGUGCUGGCUAAAAAAAUAAUAAUAAUAAUGAACAAUUAUGAAGGACGUAUAUCCAUAAGGAAGGUUUUUUAAAUUUGUUUUCUUGUUAUAAAUGGAGAUUAUUUUCUACUGGCUUUACCACUUUCAUCCACUUGUUUAUGUGGGGAUUUAUCUUAUUCAAGCAAUAGUUAAAGGGAAGGUGCAUAUAACCACGGAUGCAAUUAAUGUUGUGUGCCAGUGUGGUCCAGAUUAUUCAGUUUCUUAUAUAUAUAAAACCCAAUACAACUGUAUGAUCAGAGAUAUUAGAUUACACCUGCAGUGCAUAUAUAUUUUAAUGUGCUUAAAGCAUCCAAUGAAAAGGACGGUUGCAAAUGGCUUCUGUUUUUAUUCAGAAGAACUUAGAAUUUUCAAAAUGAACCAAAUAAAAACAAAAUGGAACUUUGAAAAAAAAAAAUGGUUUGCAGGCAAUAAGGACAAAACAUCCACGAUGAACAUUUCUAAUGUACAUUUUUGUUUAGCCCAAGAAAAAAAAAAUUAGAAAUGAUUUUAAUUUUGAUUUCUACUGCAAAUUUUCUACACAUGGCUAAAGCAUUCUUUGGGAUUUUCAGCCUGCAAUAUUGGGUUCAAGACUGUUCCGAGGUGUAAUCUAAUGUAUAGAGACAAUACUCCCCUCAUUCCUGCAAAGAUACAGUCGCUAAGUAACCAAUUUACAGUUACCUACAUCAAUGCUAUGCCAAUAUACCAGUGUUAAUAGUUGCUCUCUGUAUCAUGUGAACACCCUUAUUAUAUGUACACAAAUGUAAUUAAAAUUGUAAUCCUAACAUACAAAAAAAAAAUAAUGAAAUGUAGUUCAACUUUUUCAAUGUUUCAUGUUUGCUAUGCUUAAUCCAAAAUUUUCUGUUGCAAUCCGAGAUUUUUGUCUUGUUCUUGUGGUGUUCAAUUUUUGUGAAGUGUGCUUUUAGACACAGGAUUUAAAGACCAAUUCUGGAUGUAUAAUUCCUCAGGAAUCUACAGUAAUUGAAUCUGCUCCUUCCUGUGUUAAAAAAGGAUCUUCCAGCUAGUAGAUCAAACCCAAAUAAGUUUUUUUACCCAUUGAAAAAAAGUCAUAAAGAUGUAAAAUGAUAAGAAUAUUUUUUUUCCCAAUAACUCAGAAUACCAGAGGAAAAAAAAAAAAAAUCUACUUAGACAUAAACUUGAUUUUGAAAUGCUGUAAAUAUAGCUUCUACCGAAACAUCUCAGAUGUUACUAACUUGAUCUGUGUUGUUGCAAAAACUUUUUUGGUGCAUAUAAUUUCCCCAAACUAUUGCUUCUCUUUUGUGCUUUAAACAGAAUACAGUGGUCUGAUAACACAUCAGUCCUGUCAUAUAAAUACUGUGUAUCUAUCAUUAGCUAUAUAAGGAAUAUAUUGUAGAUUGUGGUUUCUCAGUAGAGAAGUGACUUAGUGUGGUUCUAGAAAAAAAAAAUCAUCAGCAGUUCAUUCAUAGGUUUAAUACCUUGACAUCUAUAGCGUUGGGUAUUCAAAGAUUGGCACAUCCUUUUUCAAAUGACAAAAUUUACAACUCCUGGGUAAAAUGGUGCUGAUUGAAUGAUAUUAAUUAUUUAUGUAUGUGUGUAAAAACUUUAUUUUCCAAAGGCUUGUGCAAGGUUUAAAGAGACACUAAACCCAAUUUUUUUUUCUUUCAUGAUUCAGAUAGAGCAUGCAAUUUUAAGCAACUUUCUAAUUUACUCCUAUUAUUAAAUUUUCUUCGCUCAAUUGCUAUCUUUAUUUAAAAAGCAGGAAUAAGAUGCAUAGGAGUCGGCCGUUUUUGGUUGAGAACCUGAGGUAUGCUUGCUUAUUGGUGGCUAAAUGUAAGCCACCAAUAAGCAAGCGCUAUCCAUGGUGCUGAACCUAAAAUGGUCUGGCUGCUAAGAUUUACAUUCCUGUUUUUUUUUAAAUAAAGAUAGCAAGAGAACGAAGAAAAAUUGAUAAUAGGAGUAAAUUAGAAAGUUGCUUAAAAUGUCAUGCUGUAUCUGCAUCAUGUAAUAAAAAAUGUGGGUUUAGUAUCCCUUUAAGUUGCUUCAUUGAAAAUAUAUAUGCAUAAAUUAUAUACAACUGUAUACAAAUUGUUUUCACUGUAUUAAAUGUCUGUACUUGGGCUAUAGAUGUACAACUCAACUUAGACAACAAUACAUUAAUCGAACAAAUAGGUGAUUUUAGAAAUCAACAGUAUCUUCUCAUUUUGAAGGUAACUGUACAAUAGACAAGUGUACAAUUUGUGUUAAACCUUGCUGAAUGGUAGGUAUUUUAGGUUUGAUUCAACACUAUGUAGAAUAGGUUAUAGGAAAUCUAACUUAAGUAUGAUUUUAGCAAUACAUUUUUAUUUAUAGUUUUUCUUAAUUUUUAAAUUAUUUGUUAUUUAAAGCAAUAUGAUUGUGUGUCUCGAGAGAGUCACCAGAUGUCUCAAAUCAGAUAAAAAAAAGAAGCUGUAUUUAUUCCACUAUUUUGCAUUUAAAUUAUAUCAAGAGAUAAAAAAAAAAUUAAAUUGCUAUUUUUAUUAUAGAAGACAAAAUGGGUGUUGGUGGUUGUAUUUAAAUUAUUUAAACCUCUCAGUUUACCUGCCUAGGAAACAUCGAAUGGCAGUCUUAUGUGCAAAAAUCAUCAAAUAAACAAAAUGUUAAAUUAUUAUGCUAAACCAGGAGUUGAAACCUAGCCAGAAGUAAUAAAAAACCAUGUCUAUAGUUGUAGAUGUGUUUCACAUCUGUAAAGCAACCAACUGUAUAUUUUUGUGAUGUGUAUCAUACCAUGUGCUCCAAAAGCUGUCCAUUUGUGUAAAUGUAUUUAUUUAUAUUGUAUAUAUUGUUAAAUGCGAAAAGGAGAAAUGAUUCUGUAACUUUGAUUGGUACAGAUGUGUAAGUCAAAUUAUUAUGCCUUUCAGGAUGAUGAUAGAGCAAUAUUAAACAAGCUUCCACUUUUUGAUUGCU